ACAAUUUCUGUGGGAUCCCGGAACUCAAGCAAACGCCAGCUCUGUGCUUUUUAUUCAUUAAAUCAUAAUUUUAGCUUUGCAUGUCCCCUUGCAUGUACAGAUGUGCUUCUGAAUCCGAGACUGGAGAAGUGAGAUGACUGGAUAUUGUUAUCUGUAGCUUUACAUCUACGUCUAUCUGUAUAGCAGUCAGCACGCAGGUCGACUUAUUACUCUACAGCUAUCAUCUUCGUCAUCGUCAUUGCUAGUCAUCGUUUCUCGCCUGCAGGAGGACGGGUCUUGGAAGGAGAGAGGUCAGAGGCAGGUGUAGAGUUGGCUGUGGUGGCGGGGGACUAUGUUGGCCAGAAAGAGCAUCAUCCCGGAGGAGUACGUGUUGGCGCGCAUCGCGGCGGAGAACCUGCGAAAGCCGCGCGUCCGAGACCGGCUCCCCAAAGCCCGCUUCAUCGCCAAGAGUGGGGCCUGCAACCUGGCGCACAAGAACAUCCGAGAGCAAGGACGCUUCCUGCAGGACAUCUUCACCACGUUGGUGGACUUGAAAUGGCGCCACACGCUGGUCAUAUUUACCAUGUCCUUCCUCUGCAGCUGGCUGCUCUUUGCCAUCAUGUGGUGGCUAGUGGCCUUUGCCCAUGGGGACAUCUAUGCUUACAUGGAGAGAAGUGGAAUGGAGAGAAAUGGUUUGGAGCCCACUGUGUGUGUGACUAAUGUCAGGUCUUUUACUUCUGCUUUUCUCUUCUCCAUUGAGGUUCAAGUGACAAUUGGAUUUGGAGGGAGAAUGAUGACGGAGGAGUGUCCUCUGGCCAUCACGGUUCUGAUUCUCCAGAACAUUGUGGGUUUGAUCAUCAAUGCAGUCAUGCUAGGCUGCAUUUUCAUGAAAACGGCCCAAGCUCACAGAAGGGCAGAGACGUUGAUUUUCAGCCGCCAUGCUGUGAUUGCUGUUCGAAAUGGCAAGCUGUGCUUCAUGUUCCGAGUGGGGGACCUGCGGAAAAGCAUGAUCAUUAGCGCGUCGGUCCGCAUCCAGGUGGUGAAGAAAACCACCACGCCUGAAGGGGAGGUGGUGCCCAUUCACCAACUGGACAUUCCUGUUGACAACCCGAUUGAGAGUAAUAACAUUUUUCUGGUGGCUCCUCUGAUCAUCUGUCACGUGAUUGACAAGCGCAGCCCCCUCUAUGAUAUCUCCGCAAGUGACCUUGUCAAUCAGGACCUGGAAGUCAUAGUCAUUCUGGAAGGAGUGGUGGAAACUACCGGCAUCACCACGCAGGCACGGACCUCCUACAUUGCUGAGGAAAUCCAGUGGGGCCACCGCUUUGUGUCGAUUGUGACUGAGGAGGAAGGUGUGUACUCGGUGGAUUAUUCCAAAUUCGGCAACACUGUCAAAGUUGCUGCUCCACGGUGCAGUGCCCGGGAGCUGGAUGAGAAGCCUUCCAUCCUGAUUCAGACCCUGCAGAAGAGUGAGCUGUCCCAUCAGAAUUCUCUGAGGAAGCGCAACUCCAUGCGACGAAACAAUUCCAUGCGGAGAAACAACUCCAUCCGAAGGAACAACUCUUCCCUCCUGGUGCCAAAGGUGCAAUUCAUGACUCCCGAAGGGAAUCAGAACACAUCCGAAUCAUGACAGCAAGAAAACUUGAGACCAGUCUUUUAUUACAGUUUGAAGGUUCAUGUCGGGCACUCUCAGACCGAACCAUAACUGAGACACCAACACUUGUGUCUCUUCUAUUUUAAUGCACUAAUGACAUUCAUAUUCAGAGAACAGCACUUUUUUAUAUCAAUAAAGAAAAUAACAUUAAACAUG
Messenger RNA from Echinops telfairi (small Madagascar hedgehog), 1786 nucleotides. It is a transcript of the gene KCNJ8, whose product is annotated as potassium inwardly rectifying channel subfamily J member 8. Gene Ontology annotation, cellular component: plasma membrane. Lineage: Eukaryota; Metazoa; Chordata; Mammalia; Afrosoricida; Tenrecidae. The record is from RefSeq and is a predicted model, not a curated record. The transcript is spliced from 2 exons. Gene Ontology annotation, biological process: regulation of monoatomic ion transmembrane transport; potassium ion import across plasma membrane. The coding region runs from base 332 to 1606 and encodes 424 amino acids. Gene Ontology annotation, molecular function: ATP-activated inward rectifier potassium channel activity.